This is a messenger RNA of Salvelinus fontinalis (brook trout), 399 nucleotides long. Its product is annotated as sericin-1-like. The transcript has 2 exons. NCBI's taxonomy places the organism in Eukaryota, Metazoa, Chordata, Actinopteri, Salmoniformes, Salmonidae. The record is from RefSeq and is a predicted model, not a curated record. The coding region runs from base 1 to 399 and encodes 132 amino acids.
AUGCGAGAAUUUGGCCUGGUUCCCAUCCCACGUCACACCUCAGCCAGUUCAUCGGGCUCCCAUGCCCCAGCCGGCUUGUCAAGCUCCCACGCCUCAGACGGAUCAUCGGGCUCCCACGCCUCAGCCGCCUUGCCGGGCUGCCAUGCCUCUGCCGGCUCGUCGGGCUCCCACGCCUCAGCCGGCUCGUUGGGCUGCCACGCCUCUGCCGGCUCGUCAGGCUGCCACGACUCUGCCGGAUCGUCGGGCUCCCACGCCUCAGCCGCCUUGCCGGGCUGCCACGCCUCUGCCGGCUCGUCGGGCUCCUGCGCACCUGCCGGCUUGUCCAGCGCCUAUGUCUCGUCCGGCCCGUCAGGCUCGCCCAGGUACUGUCAUGUCUGCUCCCUCUCUGGCGAGAUGUAG